Messenger RNA from Mesocestoides corti, 1125 nucleotides. NCBI's taxonomy places the organism in Eukaryota, Metazoa, Platyhelminthes, Cestoda, Cyclophyllidea, Mesocestoididae. The record is from the annotation of a GenBank genome assembly.
AUGGCAGAUAAAAGUCUACCCGCUGUUUUGGACAUCGGGACUGACACGUGCAAAGUUGGAAUGGCCAAAGAGCGAUUACCCAGUGCCGUUAUUCCUACGAUCGUCGGAGAGAACACUCAACAAAGCACUCUGGUUGGCAUGGACGGUCAAGACUACUACGUCGGGGACGAAGCCAAACCCAGGCUUGAUUUAGUUGCCAUCUCGCACCCAGUCGAAAGCGGUGUUGUUACUAACUGGGAUGACAUGGAGAGAAUCCUGCGUUACAUCUACGAAAACAAACUCCGUGUGUCUCCUGAAGAACACCCUGUUCUCGUGACUGAAGCUGUACUGAACUCCAAGCACAACCGUGAGAAGAUGGCGACCUGCUUGUUUGAGACCUUCAACGUUCCCGCCAUGUACGUGGCCAUUCAGGCAGCUCUCUCGCUCUACUCAUCUGGUCGCACCACCGGUGUUGCCGUGGAAAUUGGCGAUUGCGUCAGUCAAAUCGUUCCUAUCUACGAAAGCUAUACUCUUCCUCAGGCAAUCCAUCGCUUCAGACUGGCCGGUAGGGCUCUUACUGAUGGGCUCAUAAGACUUCUCAACGAUCGUGGUUACACAUUCCCCACCACCGCUAAACGCGACAGUGCUCGCGACAUCAAAGAGAAGCUCUGUUAUGUGGCUCUAGACUUUAAGGAUGAGAUCAGCAACGCCACCAGUUCGCCUCUAAACAAGGAGUACAGGUGUCCCGAUGGUGAAGUCAUCAACGUUGGCGACGAGGCCUUCCGCUGUCCUGAAGCCCUCUUCCAACCCAAACUCAUUGAUUACGAGUGUCCUGGCAUUCACAAAAGUAUUGUUGACUCGAUCAAAAUCUGCGAUUUGGACACCAGAAAGGACCUCUACGCUGGAGUACUCAUAUCCGGUGGUUCCAGCAUGUUUCCUGGGCUCGCUAGACGACUAAAAAAGGAGCUGACAGCGAUGGUGCCGGCCACAGUGGCGGUCAAUGUUUGCGCUCAACCUGAGCGAAAUUACUCCGUGUGGACAGGUGGCUCCAUUCUGGCAUCUCUGUCCACGUUCCCGGAAAUGUUGAUCAAGCGGAAGGAAUACGACGAAACAGGUCCAAAUAUUGUCCAUGAAAAAUGCUUUUAG